Messenger RNA from Diorhabda sublineata, 3735 nucleotides. RefSeq lists its product as uncharacterized. The record is from RefSeq and is a predicted model, not a curated record. NCBI's taxonomy places the organism in Eukaryota, Metazoa, Arthropoda, Insecta, Coleoptera, Chrysomelidae. The transcript has 3 exons. Bases 99 to 545 code for a protein of 148 amino acids. Gene Ontology annotation, biological process: positive regulation of voltage-gated potassium channel activity; sleep; regulation of synaptic transmission, cholinergic.
AUAUGUCAAAAGUGUAAUCAAAACAAAAAGUUUACACGCCCAUGAAUUGAUUACUAAUAAUAAUAAUAAUAAUUACAAAAGUGGUCUUUUUAUAAAUCAUGAAAUUAUUUUGGUUUUGUUUUAUUAUCAUUUUUAUAAAGUCUCAAAUAAAUUAUAGUGAGGCAGUAAGAUGUUACCAAUGUGGUUCUGAUAACCCACAUGACGAUAAUUGUGGUGCAUAUAAAAAAUUUGAUAAAAUAAAUCAUAUAGCAAUUGAUUGUAAUAGUGAAGAAAGUCAUAUGCCUGGUUCAUUUUGCAUGAAAGUCACUCAACAAAGUCCCAGAGGAUUUGUUUGGGAUGGUAGAUGGAGGCAAGUCAUUAGGAGGUGUGCAUCUGUUGCAGAAACUGGUGUCACUGGAGUUUGCAAUUGGGGUGUAUAUGAAAAUGGUAUUUAUUGGGAAGAAUGCUAUUGUUCUGAAGAUGAAUGCAAUGGUGCUAAUAUCAGUACAGUAUCAAUAUUACUAACUGUUACUUGUUUAACCGUUUUAAGGUAUAUUAUAGGAUAAACAAAACAUAUUUCUAGGAACAAAACAUUAAAAAGUAUUUUUCACUAAAUAGUAGGUAAAAAGGCAACUGUAUUAAUGAAUUUUUAAAUUCGUUUGUAUGAAAACUCAUAUCACACAUUUUUCAACUUUCAUGUAAGAAAAUUCAAAUGGAAUAAAUUCAUUAUUGCAGUUCCUAUACAUAUAAAAAAUCUCGAAACAUGUUGAAUUUGAAUUAAGCAUUGAUAUUAACAGGCAUAAUUGUCUAUUUUUUAUAUGGAAAGUUAUUUUAAUUAAUUAUCUAGUAUCUAUUCUCAUUUCUCGUAUUUACUUGUUUCUAAGUUUGGCCGUGGUCUUUGCAUUUACUUUCAAUUUAUUUGGUCUCUUUUUUUUAUUUCAUCUGAUCAUAUUUUACCUUUCUGAAUCCCUAUUGUAAUAAUAAGAUUGUUAUAUAAUGUCCAGAAUUAUCUACAUCAAUUGAUUAAUUAAUUAAGUACAUCCUAAAAGGGUACGGCUCUGUGAUUUUUUUUUAAACCGAUUAACUAGACAACAGUUUCAUGUGAGAAAGGAGAAAAAUCAAAACCUUUUUACAUGUAUAUGUCAAAACAGUUUUGAUUACCUACAGAGAUCUUGGGGUCAUUCAUUCUAUAUGAAUAAAGAGUAGUUGAGAAUUGUAAGUGAAGAUUAUAAUUCUUCAAUUUUCAAUUAUUUAGACUAUUUCCUUCGAAAAAUUUAAGCCAACCAAAAAGCUGUAAAAUUUUAUGUUUACCUAGCAACGAUCAAAUUUCAGCGAUAAUACUGCACUAGUGCAAAUUAUCGAUAAUUUGCACUAGUGCCAAAUUUUCGUCUAGGAUUAAUAAACAUCAUUUGGUUUUAAUUUUAUAUUUUAAGAAAAGGAACAAUGAUUGAAAAUGCAAUUAGAAUAUACAACUUUACUGGAGGCCGACGAUGGUGUUUCUAUGCUGCUUCCACCACUUCUUAUUGUUACUUCGCUACUGUCAUUUCGCAUUUUUUGUACAAUUUCCUCGUGGUGUUCACUAUUUACUUGGAGGUAACUCUUUAUCGAGACCUGAUUUGAGUGUCCGGUAACCUUCAUAAUUUGAUUUUCUGAAACCCCAACCUUGGCAAGCUGAGUAACUGCCGCAGCACGGUUCGAGUGAUUUGUCACUUUUAUUCUUUUCGUGUCAAUUCCUAUAGCUUCCGCUGCAUCUCUUGUCCACUUUGAAAUUUCAUUUCGUCCUACUGGACAAUUUUUAAAAAAACCUUUUGAUGUUUCUUUCAUCCAUGAUGGGUUUACAGUUAAGAAAAGAUGAUCGACCGUAAUAUGUUUUCCUCUUUUUUCUUUCAACAUUUUAAAAAGCCUGCAAAAUUAUAAUGAUAGAUUGUUUGAUAUCAUGCCAUCUUUUUUCUGUUAACCUAUGACUCCCUCCUUGCGCUGUCUUAGAAAAAAUAGGAUUAUAAGCUAUGCGUCCUGUAGGGUUGCCGUAGUUGUCAAAUUCUUCUUCAAAGUAACUCAAAAGGCAAUUACAUGCUUCUCCUCCUCUCCACGCCAGUUUAUAUGAAGCAAUAUGAAAGAACUUGCGUUGAAGUCCGUCCGGAGUCGACUCGUCCCAAAUGGCACACAUUUUAUCAAUAUCUUGUCCUGAUAAGCUAGAUGCACUUGUUUUUCUUUUUUUCAGGACACUUUUGCAACUGCUUCCUUUUUGCGUCUCUCGCAGUUCUGGCGCAUUCAAACGUUACAUCUUUAAAAGGAUCGAAAAUAAUGUUAACAUUUUUGUUGCAAAAUUUUCGCUACUGUAUUCCAAAGUUUUUUGACAACACCUUCUUUAUAUUCUUCCCCAUCACUACGUCUCUGUGCGACAGAUGUUUCCAUGUUCAAAGUGUAUUUUCGUUCAUCACAAAAUUGUUGAAACUGUCGCCACGCAGAAUCUCUCGACUUUUUCGUAUUCAGUGGAGUUAGUUUAUCCACUGCGGCGUCUAUUACUUGCGUGGAAUUCUGCCCAAAACGUAAACUCAUUUUGAAAUAUUUUUUCACGAACAAAACUGUUGUCAAUAAGUUACCGUAGAUACCAAUUCAAUGCCAAUAUGAUGAUCGUCAACUACGGUAUAAUUUAAAGAAUAACAAAUUUUAAACACAGAAUUAAGUUUAUUUUACAUUAAAUUUUUCUCAGGAAAUAGUCUGCCAAAAUGCCCUCUCGUGCAUGUCUCGAGAAAACUAAAUUAUCGACAAUUUGACAUGCACUCGGGACAUUAAUAUUGAGAAAUUCUAAAAAUGUUAUACUUUUCUACUUGAUAAACGUUACAGUUUUUCAUGAGUUAUUGUUAUUCAAUUUACGAAAAAAAGUGUAUAUAAAGAAAUAAUCUUGAUAUUAGAUAUUCUAUCAGCUCUAAAAGUUGAUGUACAUAAUUCUGGAACUCUUUUUAUAAUUUCAUAUAGGUGUUUAUAGCUUAUAACAAUUAUUUCAAAUGUGAUACUUGCUUUUCAUGAAAUAUUUAUUAUUCUUAUCAAUGAAUCCUUAUUUUGGUUUUUUUCUCAAAAUCAAUUGCAUUUCUUAAUGAAAAAAUUUGUUUUAAUUUUUUUAUCUAAUGUUAAAAUGAAAUAUUUUUCAGAGGUUAUAAAACAAUUUCGCAACUAUUAUGAACCAUUUUCUCGUUCAGCUGAAUUAGCAGCAAAAAUAUUACAAUUUUUCUAUAGUAUUUAGUAUGGAGGGUAAAGGUAAGGAGAACCAUCUCUGUGCUACAAAUUCUUUACGUUAGGGAGGCGCUACUAGCGCAUAAGUGUUAAUUUUAAAUAAAGCGCUAGUAAUUCAAGAAGGACAGAGAAAGAAAGAAGUGAUAAUUGACACUGUUUUUUUAGAAAUUCACAAUAAUUAAUUAACAUUCGGCGUUAUCUCAAAUUAGCUUUUCUAGGUUAUAUUUACAAAAUUAUUUUGUACUUUAUGAAUAGUUUAGAUUUUGUAUACCAAUAUUUAAUUAACGACUCUAAUCAUUUAAAAUUUUUUAACACUGCAUACUACAUACACACAAUUUCCCUUGAGACGAGCCCGUCCCUCUAGGCAUCCACCCCCGGAUAAAUCCACGAGUGGGUAUGAAGAAGAACAUUCCACCACCCCCUGUCAUUUCGACAGGUCCUCAUCCUAUUUCGCGUCGCAGUUUCGCGCGUAGACUCCUUCCUCUCCCCUGAGGUCUAUGGGCGAUUCUGGGAUGUCUUAUC